Molecule: messenger RNA, 2166 nt
Organism: Triplophysa dalaica
Lineage: Eukaryota; Metazoa; Chordata; Actinopteri; Cypriniformes; Nemacheilidae
Gene: nprl3
Product: NPR3-like, GATOR1 complex subunit
Exons: 14
Coding region: 328-2157 (609 amino acids)
Biological process (GO): positive regulation of autophagy; negative regulation of TORC1 signaling; TORC1 signaling
Cellular component (GO): GATOR1 complex
Source: RefSeq, a predicted model, not a curated record
UUAACACACGGGUUUCGCCAUUGCUGUACAUUUCUGAUUGUAAUAACUUUUAUUUAUUUUAAAUGCUUAACCUUACUGUCUAUUAGUGAACAUAUUCAGUGACAACAUCCGGUGACUGCUGGGUCUCCAAAAAUAUGGGUUGCUUUCUAGUAAAUGGUAAUCGUAACUGAUGUUAUAAAUUAGCUAGCUUGCACAUUAACACACUAACUUCUGCAUGACAUUUGUCGUGAUGACAAAUAAAACUGAUGUUACACACAUUGCGUUCAAUUUAUUCAGAUAUUUAGCACAAACAUUCUCGUGAUUAUAUUUGAGUGACACUGCGUCAGGAUGUACAAGCAGUGGUCUGUAGAUUCAAAUCCAGACGCGAAAGUGAUGGGGAAACGGUCCGAAACCAGAUUGCAUCAAACUGGAGAAAAAACAAGUCCCAUUAGCGUUAUCCUGGUUAGUUCUGGCAGUAGAGGAAAUAAAUUACUUUUCCGAUACCCAUUCCAGGGGGUUUCUGAAAGCACUUCAUCCGCAACGUCAAAACAGCGGAGUCCAUAUGUCCUAAAUGCCUCGGGUGAUUCUACAGAAGACCAGGAUGGUGAUUCAAGAGAACAAACUCCACUAACUGAUGAACAGUUGGUAGCAGGGUUUUCUGAUAGCAUUCUCGCCACCAUCUUGGCUACCAAAUCUGAUAUGUGUGGUAAGAAGUUUGAACUCAAAAUUGACAACGUGCGCUUUGUGGGUCAUCCAACCUUACUGCAGCCACCGCACAAUAUUCAGGUUUCUAAAACCGACCCCUCUCCCAAAAGAGAGCAGGCCACCAUGAUCCUCUUUAGUGUCGUUUUUGCAUUAAGGGCCAAUGCAGACGACUCUGUCAUCAGCUGUAUGCAUAAUCUAUCUCGCCGCAUUGCCAUAGCCCUGCAGCAUGAGGAGCGCAGAUGUCAGUAUCUCACCAGAGAGGCCAAGCUCAUGCUGGCUGUGCAGGAAGAGGUCACCACCAUGACCGAUACGGAUGGCACCCCUCAGUCUCCUUUUCGCCAAAUCCUUCCCAAGUGUAAAUUAGCAAGAGACCUUAAAGAAGCAUAUGACAGCCUCUGCACAACCGGAGUCGUGCGGCUUCACAUUAAUAACUGGCUGGAGGUCAGUUUUUGCCUUCCACAUAAAAUCCACCGGGUGGGGGGGAAACACAUCCCGCCUGAGGCUCUUGAGCGCAGCCUUAAAGCCAUUCGGCCGUAUCAUGCAUUGCUUCUGCUGGAUGAUGAGAAGUCUUUGCUAUCUCAGCUUCCUCUGGACUGCUCUCCUGCUCUGGUGCGACUCAUCAAAACCUGCUCAGCCGUGAAGAACCUGCAGCAGCUGGCACAGGACGCCGAUCUAGCUCUCCUUCAGGUCUUCCAGAUAGCUGCACAUUUGGUGUAUUGGGGCAAAGCUAUCAUUAUCUAUCCCCUCUGUGAGAACAACGUGUAUAUGCUGUCCCCUCAUGCAAACAUCUGCAUCUACUCACCUCUUGCAGAGCAGUUCGCUCUCCAGUUUCCAGGUCAAGACCUGCCCACCAUGUUAGCCAAGUUCUCACUCCCCGUCUCUCUGUCUGAGUUCAGGAACCCGCUGGACGCCCCUGUGCAUGAGGCCCAGCUCAUUCAGAUGGUGGUGUGGAUGCUCCAGCAUCGGCAGUUAUAUCAACUCCACACAUAUGUUUGUCUGAUGGUCCCGCCCAUUGAGGAGGAGCCUGGACUGCAGGAGGAGGAGCUACCCAUCGUCACACGCCUUACGGGCCGAAGUCUGAGCACGCCCAGUGCCCUGAGCUUUGGUUCUCCUACAAGCAGCGAUGACAUGACUCUGACGAGUCCCAGCAUGGAGAACUCGAGCGCUGAGCUGCAGACCGGAGGAGACUCUCCUCUCAAUAAGAGAAUGACAGAGACCUUGCUGGCCAGCCUGACUGAACAUGAGCGGCAGGCCAUCCUCCGCGUCCCAGCCGCACAGAACCCAGAGGACCUGCGCUUGUUCGCCAGGCUGCUGCAUUACUUCCGAGGCCAUCACCACCUGGAGGAGAUCAUGUACAAUGAGAACAUGCGGCGCUCCCAGCUAAAGACUUUAUUUGACAAGUUUCGGAGUGUUUUAGUGAUAACCAACCAUGAAGACCCCAUCAUUUCACUGUUCCAAUCCCCACCAGAGUAAAAGAAUCAG